GCAGCAAACACGAGGGGGCGACACGUGGCUAAUCGGAGCCAUGUGGCUCCUGCGGCCACAAGUCGCUCCGGUGAAGUUUGCAGGAAGGAUCGCGCUCGCUCAGUCGAGGAGAGACACGGAGAAGGGGAAAGUGUUUGCUGGGCUCCAGCGAGGAGGACACGGACAGAAAGCAGGGCAGACGCAGACAGCUUUCACCCGCACUCACAUCUGUCUGGGGAUUUAGUUGCGCUUCAAAAGAGCGGCUGGAAAAAGAAAAAAAAAACCCACAGCGCAACCUAAAAAAAAGUCGUGCUUUUUGUUUUAUGCUGUGUAUAUAUCUUUUGGAAGGCGCUUGAUACUGAAGUCUUUGAGUGUAGUGGAUACGGAGGUUUUUUUUUUUUUUAACGCAGCCGGAGGAAUGUAUCCAACUCGGGCCGCGUCGGGCCAGCGCGUCUGGAGAUGUCCGCAGUGCGCGCUGUGGAUCGCGCUGCUCCUCCAAAGCGUGUUGGACCUGAGCGCGUCUGGGUCUGAGUCUCCCCAAGACCCCAGUGUGAUAGCUGCCACUUCAUGGAACGGCUCUAGUGACGGGCCGUCCUUCAUACGUCUCGAAGCCCCCAUGAACAACAUCACCACCUCCCUGGGCCACACGGCCGACCUCUUGUGCCGCGUGUCCGGCAACCCGCAGCCCUCCGUGCGCUGGCUGAAGAACGACGCCCCGGUGGUGCAGGAGCCGCGGCGGAUCUCUCACCGGUCCAUGCCGUACGGGUCCCGCCUCCGCAUCCGCAACCUGGACACCACAGACACGGGUUACUUCCAGUGCGUGGCCAGCAACACCCAGGGCACGGUGUCCACGACAGGCGUGCUCUUUGUCAAAUUCGAUCCACUCCCUACACUUCUGGCAGGAAGGCCAACGGAGGAUUUUGAUGAAGAAGGGUUCUGCCAGCCGUACAGAGGAAUAGCGUGCGCCCGCUUCAUUGGGAACCGCAGCAUCUUCGUCGACUCGUUUCAGAUGCAGGGAGAGAUCGAGACCCAGAUCACAGCGGCGUUCACCAUGAUCGGGUCAUCCAACCACUUAUCUGAUCGUUGCUCCCAGUUUGCCAUCCCGUCCCUCUGCCACUUUGCCUUUCCCACCUGCGACCGGAGCUCUGGAAGCGACAGGCCUCGCGACCUGUGCAAGGACGAGUGCGAGAUCCUAGAGAACGACCUAUGCAAGACGGAGUACAUCAUCGCCCGCUCAAACCCCCUCAUCCUGAAGAGGCUGAAGCUGCCCAACUGUGAGGACCUGGCCGCCUUCGACAGCCCGGAGGCCGCCAACUGCCUGAGGAUCGGCAUCCCCAUGGCCGAGCCCAUAAACAAGAAUCACAAGUGUUUCAACAACAGCGGGACGGACUACAGAGGGACGGUCAGCGUGACCAAGUCGGGCCGUCAGUGUCAGCCGUGGAACUCUCAGUACCCGCACAGUCACACCUACCUGGCCAUCCGCUACGCCGAGCUGAACGGCGGACACUCGUACUGCCGCAACCCCGGGAACAAACUCGAGGCGCCCUGGUGCUUCACGCUGGACGAGGGCGUCCGCAUGGAGAUCUGUGACAUACCCGUCUGUGACCAUAAAGAGAAGUCUGGCGGCAGCAACAUGGAGAUCCUGUACAUCCUGGUCCCCAGUGUAGCCAUCCCGUUGGCCAUCGCCUUGCUCUUCUUCUUCAUCUGCGUGUGCCGCAACAACCAGAAGUCCCCGAGACCUCCUGCGCCGCGCCAGCCCAAACCGGUCCGGGGACAAAACGUUGAGAUGUCCAUGCUCACCACGGCAUACAAGCCCAAGAGUAAAGCCAAAGAGCUUCCCCUGUCGGCUGUGCGUUUCAUGGAGGAGCUUGGAGAGUGCACUUUAGGGAAGAUCUACAAGGGUCACCUGUAUCUGCCGGGCAUGGACCAGGCACAGCUUGUGGCCAUAAAGACCCUGAAGGAUAUUUCCAAUCCACAACAGUGGGUCGACUUCCAGCAGGAGGCUGCUGUGCUGACGGAGCUGCAGCACCCACACGUGGUGUGCCUUCUGGGUGUGGUGAUCCAGGAGCAGCCCGUCUGCAUGCUCUUUGAGUUUUUGCCCCUGGGGGACCUCCACGAGUUCCUCAUCAUGCGCUCGCCCCACUCUGACGUCGGCUGCAGCAGCGAUGAGGACGGCACUGUGAAGUCCAGCCUGGAUCACGGGGACUUCCUGCACAUGUCCAUACAGGUGGCAGCUGGGAUGGAGUACUUGGCCAGCCACUUCUACACCCAUAAAGACCUCGCAGCUCGGAACAUUUUAGUAGGCGAGCAGCUCCAAAUCAAGAUCUCCGACCUCGGUCUCUCCAGAGCAAUCUACUCCUCAGACUACUACUGCCUCCAGCCCAAAACCCUGCUGCCCAUCCGCUGGAUGCCCCCAGAGGCCAUCGCGUACGGCAAGUUCACGUCAGACUCUGACAUCUGGUCCUUCGGAGUUGUGCUGUGGGAGAUCUUCAGCUACGGUCUGCAGCCCUAUUACGGCUUCUCCAACCAAGAGGUGAUGGAGAUGGUGAGAAAGAGGCAGCUGCUGACCUGCCCCGAGGACUGUCCCCCGAGGUUUUAUGGUCUGAUGACGGAGUGCUGGCAGGAGGGACCAACGCGCCGAACGCGCUUCAAGGACAUCCACCUCCGGCUGCGAGCCUGGGAGGGGCUGUCCUCCCACGCCAGCUCCAGCACUCCCUCGGGCGGUGGAGGCAACGCCACCACCCAGACCACCUCGCUGAGCGCCAGCCCCGUGAGCAACCUCAGCAACCCCCGCUACGCGGCUGCUGCCGCCGCGGCUGCAGGUUACCUCUACCCGGCCCAGGCCAUCGCCUCCCCGGGCCAGAUGGGCCCUAUUCAGGCCUGGACGCCCAUGGCCGUGACGCAAACCCACCAGCGCUUCAUCCCCGUCAACGGGUACCCGAUCCCGCCAGGGUACGCCGCCUUCCCCGCCCACUUUCCACCGGCCCAACCAACCAGGGUGGUGCAGCAUCACCUGCCGCCGCCCAAAAGCCGCUCGCCCAGCAGCGCCAGCGGCUCCACCAGCACGGGUCACGUGAGCGGAGUGCAUUCCACCACGGGCUCCAACCACGACGCCAACACGCCGCUGCUCUCCCACUGCAUCAUGCCGGGGAGCAGCGGGGGAGCGGUUCAGGUGUACGGACAGGUUGGCCAGAAGGGAGUGGGACAACUGGACCACGCAUCGCAAAAGGCGCUGCUUGCCGCGGAUUCUGACGCGCUAAUGUACAACGACUCGUCGGUCAUCACCGCAGGCCUGUAGAUAGACUCUUUCUGCCCGGGACCCACAUUUGAGAAGUUUAGUGUCUAACAUGGGGAGCCAGUCUAACGUUUUCUGCUCUAGACACGCGGAGGCCCAACAGAAACCAGCCGGAAUGCACAUUUUGACUGUGCAAGAAGCACUGCCACAGCUACACAAGUAUAGCCACAGCUGUCUGAUUUGUAACGCCUUAUUGUUAGAAGCAUGUGUACCCACCGCCAUGGUUUGAAAACGUUGUGUUAUUAUUUUAACCUCUGUGUAAAUACGGUACAUACGUCCUGAAAGAAUGAGUGGAAUUCAAAGAUAUAUAUUCAAGAACUUUUUUAUUAAGGAAUAGAUUUUGAAAUUGAAGCCCAUCCUAGGAAGUGGUUUGCGUCCCAGUGGGGCAGGAAGUUACUGCGUCAACAAACAGUUACUGGACUGUUUCAUGCAGGAUUUGAAGGAAACGCUGACACUCACACCUGGACUUUUACGCUCCUUUCAGCUGCGGUGGGACUUUUAGCAUUUAGCAAUUGAUAACCCAGCGAUCCGAUGUGGGAGCAGCGAUGAGAACCAGUUGAGCAGCCUUCACUGGGAAGAGCAACAUCGACCUGCUCAAAUAUACCGACAGCCUUUUGGGUUUCACGUAUUGCAGACAGGUGAUGGCCACCCAUCAAAGCAUCUGAACUUCCAACAGAAAACAGGUGGUUAGUUGGCAAGAGCACCUGAAUGUUAUUUUGUGCAACCUCGGUAAGACUAUCUGACACUAUUGCAAUGUGGACGCAGGCCUGUUUGCCUUUUAUUUCAAACAUCAGUAAACAGAGAGAAACCAGGAAGUGCUUCAGAUUGGACAAUAAACAUACAAAGGACAUGGCAUCUAUCAAUCAAAAGUUGAGGAACUCCUACAGCUCCUGCACCGCUGAACUGGUCCCGUCUCAGGGCACAAAGACUUCACGCACCACACGAGGGCUUGAAUAAAUGUACCGUCAGUGAUGUAAAGCUACAACAUGAGAACAUUUUUACUGUACUUUUUUUUUUUUAUCUGAGAGUUUGAUUUGAAUUUUGAAGGAAUUUUAUUCACAGGGCUUGUCUUUAUGUCUUUGUCCUUUUCUGUUUUGCAGCGCCUGUGCUCAAAAACCCUCCUGCUACUCCUCAGAGCAAGGAGGGUUACAACAAAUUAAGGCUCAUUGUAGAUCAAUACAAAGAUCCGCCACAUGAACAAAAAGGCUACGAAGAGUAUAUUUGAAGUGCUUACACUCAUAAUUUCCUCUCGCCUGAACAGAGUGACCUUAAUGCGUGUUAUUUGCAUGAGCAGGGUUAAGACUGUAUCACCGUCUAAACAGAGAUUUAUGUAGGUUUCUUUCAAUUAAAUUAAACUUCUCUCAAAGUGCAGCUGAAUUUGUUUUUCACCGUUCUGCUAGCAUGCAAUCAUUUAUAUUUUUUGAGGCAUUUAGCUGAAUAUCCUUUUGUGAUAUGACAUUUUUGGAGACUCAUCAGUUCUCAGUCCUGAUGAUGCCUCAGUCGUUUAGCGUGUAAUAGUUUAUUAAAAGCAAAGUAAAGUGAAUGUGACACUUUUCGUCAUGAGAAAAUAUAAGUCCCAGAACCGGCCGCAUCAACACAUGACUUUGUGAUCUUAUUUCUCCCGUACCUUCUGUGUAAGAGACAAUCAUCGCCUUUGAAUGUUUGUAAAAGCGUCCCAGACUGUACGUGUUGCACUUUUUCUCAGUCGGCUGCAUUAACCAAUCAAACACGCAUGUAGUAUGGCCUGUUGCCUGGAGAGCAACUUUUAAUGGUAAACGUUUUUGAGUUGACGUUUGUGGAAUGUAGAUAGACGAGACUGAAUUCUGUUCAUUAUUUAGUUAAUAUCCCAUUAAACAUUUACUACCUAAUUUUACUACAACAAAAGUAGCUGCUCCAAUUUAUUGCAGAAUGAGACAGUAUUAAAUUAGACUGUACCUCAGUUUACCCCGAGAUAAUUUAUUCAAACCAACUCUGAUCACCAGAGCAUGUUUGUUCCUCUUGUCAAAUUGAGUCUGAGAUUAUUUGACUCAUGUUAAGUUAAUUUGCCCAAUUGAGUUUUUAUUUCAUUGCUGUGUUUUGUCUCUUUAUCUUUUGUGUUCCUCUGAAGCAAAUCAAGCUACUUUGACAGUUUGUACACUUGACCUUCAUUCAACAUGUCAGCAUUUAUGUGUACUAAUAUAGCAGUGCAAAACCACUCGUACACAAGACUGUGAAUCUGAAUCAAGUCUCCAUAUUUUAGUAUUUUGCAAAACAACAAUAACAUGGUUGUGCCUUUUUUUCUUCUAAGUCAAAAUACAAGUAAAUGUAUAUUUCAAUAACAGUGUGCCUGAUUAAAGAGGGUUCACGCGCUUAUCCUUUUGACCAAGAAAGGCCUUGUCUUUGUAUUUUGUCUGAACAUUUUUGCACAGAUGUUUUGUACGGCAAACUCAUCUAUUAAAUGACGUUGUUUGGUUUA
Gasterosteus aculeatus aculeatus (three-spined stickleback) is the source of this 5729-nucleotide messenger RNA. RefSeq names its product receptor tyrosine kinase-like orphan receptor 1 (gene ror1). Gene Ontology annotation, biological process: positive regulation of kinase activity; positive regulation of canonical NF-kappaB signal transduction; protein phosphorylation. NCBI's taxonomy places the organism in Eukaryota, Metazoa, Chordata, Actinopteri, Perciformes, Gasterosteidae. Gene Ontology annotation, molecular function: protein kinase activity; ATP binding; Wnt-protein binding. Gene Ontology annotation, cellular component: plasma membrane; signaling receptor complex. The record is from RefSeq and is a predicted model, not a curated record.